Molecule: messenger RNA, 1963 nt
Organism: Megalops cyprinoides (Indo-Pacific tarpon)
Lineage: Eukaryota; Metazoa; Chordata; Actinopteri; Elopiformes; Megalopidae
Product: annexin A2-like
Exons: 13
Coding region: 102-1118 (338 amino acids)
Cellular component (GO): cytoplasm
Molecular function (GO): cytoskeletal protein binding; calcium-dependent phospholipid binding; phospholipase inhibitor activity
Source: RefSeq, a predicted model, not a curated record
GAGGGCUGCCUCGGAUAUUAAAGAACCACACCUAGCAGACUGCUCAUAGCUCGGGCCAUUCUGUUCAGCAUCUCAGCUCUUGUUCAUCAAGGAAGGUUAAAAUGUCGAUGGUGUGUGAAUUCCUGGGUCAGCUCACUAUUAAUCUGGGUGGGGACAGUGAACCCAAGAGCCCAACUGUGGUGCACUUUCAGGACUUUGACCCAGAAAAGGAUGCUGCCAGAAUUGAGACGGCUAUCAAAACAAAGGGAGUUGAUGAGCAGACCAUCAUCGACAUCCUGACCAAACGCAGCUACAACCAGAGGCGCGACAUUGCCUUUGCCUACGAGAGGAGAGCAAAGAAGGAUAUGAUCACUGCUCUGAGGGGGGCACUGUCUGGCUCCCUGGAGACUGUGAUUCUGGGUCUGAUGAAGAGCACAGCUCAGUAUGAUGCCUCUGAGAUCAAGGCCUCCAUGAAGGGUUUGGGGACAGAUGAAGAAACCCUGAUUGAGAUUCUCUGCUCUCGCAGCAAUGCAGAACUGGUGGAGAUUAAACGGGUCUACAAAGAGCUGUUCAAGAAAGACCUGGAGAAAGAUGUGGCAGGUGACACAUCUGGGAACUUCGCAAAGCUGUUGCUGGCCCUUGUGCAGACAAAGAGAAAUGAACCCAGCAGUGUCGUUGACUACGAAAAGAUUGAUGAGGACGCCAGAGCCCUAUUUGAGGCAGGCGUGAAAAGACAGGGAACCGAUGUGGCCACCUGGAUCUCCAUCAUGACAGAGAGGAGCGUCCCCCACCUGCAGAAAGUGUUUGACAGGUACAAGAGUUACAGCCCCUACGACAUGCAGGAGAGCAUCCGCAAGGAGGUCAAGGGAGAUCUGGAGACUUCCUUCCUGACUCUGGUUCAAUGCUUUGAAAACAAGCAGCUGUACUUCGCAAACAGACUCAACGAUGCAAUGAAGAGUAAAGGUGCCAAGGAGAAACUGUUGACCAGGAUUAUGGUGUCUCGCUGUGAGGUAGACCUCAUGAAGAUCCGCUGUGAGUUCAAGAAGCAGCAUGGCAAGUCGCUGUACCAGACCAUCGCUGAACACACCAAGGGGGACUACCAGAGGGUGCUGCUGAGUCUGUGUGGUGGUGAUGACUGAGGAAGAUGGUAUUCAAAGACCAUAAACACCAAAAUGAGGAUUACUGAAGCCCCUUUGAGCCCAUCACAGGACAUAUAAAGACAUACAGGCCCAUAAUCACACAGCACUACACAAUGUAGCACACACUGCAGUAUUAGCAUUGUUCCACCGAACCCUCUGUUUGCUAUCAUACGCAUCACCUUUCAGUUGACAAUUAAAGAAUCACAGAGACAGACUGCAGAAUCACAAUGAACUGUUGUUGAAUUCUGUUUUUGUGUUUUUGGUAAUAAAUAAUAAAUAAAUGAAUCAUUUUCCACAAUUUGCUUUGUGCUAAAAUUUAAUGUACCCGUUGAUAUUAGAGGCAUUUUAAUUAGGAUUUUUGCACUGGUAGUUCACAUACAGGUGGUUGGAAUGUCACAGUAUAAAGCAAGAUUUUGUUAUCAGCCACUAGAGGGUGCUAGAGCAAUACAAUCCAGAUCCAUCUCCAGAACAUGGCCUAAAACCAUCUUUGAAGCCUGCUGCAGGUCUUUGAUGUUGUUCUGAGCUUUUUAGAUACAUAAGCACAAGAUAUUAUUCUCAGAAGCAUCUCAACAUUACCUCAAUUAACAUGUUAGAUGUGCAAAAUACUUUCAUUUCAUAUGCACGGACUGUUAUUGAGAAUGAAAGGACUACUUCAAAAAGCAGAGACAAUUAUUUUUCUUAUUUGAGAUAUUCUUCAUUGACCAUAACUAUCUGUUUAAGAUUGAACUGAUCAAAAACAUUUGUAUGGAGUUCCCAUUCAUAAUCUUAGAAUUUUUUCCUGUCAUAGUUCCAUAUAGGCCACAUCAUCAUGCUAGCCAAUUAAAGGCCACUCAAAAAUUAUGUAA